Messenger RNA from Trichomonas vaginalis G3, 588 nucleotides. RefSeq names its product KilA, N-terminal/APSES-type HTH, DNA-binding family. The coding region runs from base 1 to 588 and encodes 195 amino acids. The transcript has a single exon. NCBI's taxonomy places the organism in Eukaryota, Parabasalia, Trichomonadida, Trichomonadidae. The record is from RefSeq and is a predicted model, not a curated record.
AUGUUUGCGACCGGUAGAAAACCGCGGGUCGAGAUUCCGUACGAAAAUCGUCAAAAUUUGCCAAAUGGUUUGAGAGGUUGGUAUGUACAUAGACUUCUUGUAAAUGCUGUUGCAAUGUGGGCUUCACCUCGCUAUGCUUGUUAUAUUUUCAUGAUGUUAGAUGAACUUCAUAGACAAGAACGUGAAGAGCUAGAGAACAAGCUUGAAGCAAAAGACAAAAACAUACAGAAAAGAAUACCACGUUCGGUACCAAAAGGAAAGGAAAAGAACUAUAAGUAUAUGAUUUACACUGAAGAGAUGGAAAAUGAAGAAGACAGAGAUAUGGUUAUGUUGCAUUUAGUCAGAAGAAACAACAAAAGCUUUUACGACUUAGCUAAGAUUUACAAAUCUGACAGAAAUUGGUUCUAUCGCGAAAACUUACCGAUUUCAAUGACACCGAAUGAAGAUGUUAAACAGAUAGUUCAAGAUACGUUACCUCAAACACACUAUGAUAUGAAAGGUUGUACAAUACUUACAUUCAAAGAAGACUUACCGCUACUGAAGGAAAAGAUAACAGAGUAUUUUGACAACUUCAAAGAGGAAGAGUAA